AUGCCCCAGUCAGCCCCAGCUCUCAGUUCCCUUCUCCUGUCCCCUGUCCCCUCCCCCAAUCCCCGAUCCCCAUUUGUUGUCCCCAUCCCCGAUUUCCAUCCACCAUCCCCAAUUUACAUCCUCGUUCUCCCUCCCCUUUUCCCCCCACCCACCACCCCCCCUUUCACCGCUCACCUUUCCCCCGCUCCCUGUGUUCCCGUUUCUUCCCUCCCCCCCAAUACCCUACCCCUUCUUGUCCCCACCCACCCACCCGCAUGUCCUUUGCCCCGGGAAUCCCCCUCUUCCCUUCCCCUCUACGAUCCCCGCUCCCCCUUCCCCCUCCCCUUCCCCCUCCCCCCCCCCCACCUCCUCCCCCUCCCACUUCCUCUCCCGGCCGUCACGCGGCCAAACGCCCUUGCUCCUCGCUCCGGCAAGCUCUGCUGCUGCCCCUCCCUUCCUUCCGCCGUGCUCCUUGUGACGGGCCCCUCGGCGCCCACGCCUUUCGCUCCUCCCCACACCCCACGCCCCACACCCCAACCCACGCCCCGCCCCGUGGCCUGCCCCGCCCUCCUGCCCGCCCCAUGCCCCCGCCCCGCUUCCCCCUCCCCGCCCCAUGCCCCCGCCCCGCUUUCCCCCGUGUCUCCCCGGAUCCGCGCCGUUGCUUGCACCCACACAGGAGUUCAGUGGCUCGCAGAAUACUGCUUGUCGCUCCCCCCUUCCCCCCUUCCCUCCCGCUUCCCAGCCCUCAUUGGGCAAGCAGGGGGCAUCGGAGCCCCACCAGCACCUUCACACAGUCCCCUGUCUCGUCCCCCUGUUCGCUUUCCCCUUAUCGCUCCCCUCCCCUCUCCUCUCCCUAUUGGUGUUCCAUCUACUGUGGUAUUUCGUCUGCUGGUGCAUGAGAGCCGGGCCGGCGGGGUGAUCGGGAAGCAAGGCAGCAAGAUCAAGCAGAUGCGGGAGAGCACGGGGGCGAGGAUUCGAAUGUGCUCCGUGCCUCCUACCAUUCCAUCAGAGGAGCGCCUGCUCGUCAUCUCCUCGCCCUCCUCCUCCUCGUCUGACCCCUCACCAGCAGAGGCGGCUCUCUUCGCCAUGUUCCCUGCUGCACUGCUGCCCCAGGACUGUCCUCACCCCAACCAGAACCGCCAGCAGCAGCAGCAGCAGAGGGCAGACGAGUCGAGCCGGUCGGUCUUAAACCUGUUGGUGCCAGCAUCACAAUCGGGUGCUCUGAUCGGAAAAGGGGGCCGGGUGAUUAAAGACAUCCGCGAGUCCAGUGGGGCGUUUGUGCGCAUCACUGAGGGGCCUCCGUCUCCGUUCGCCCUUCCAGCAGAUCGGCUUGUGCAGAUCACUGCAACAGCCCCCAAGCUGGAGGCAGCACUCAAGGCGAUUGCGAAUGUACUCAAGGCCAACCCACCACAGGAGCCACUAGAGGAGAUGGAAACAGCAGGGUCCGUGGCAGCAGCACGCUCCACCAUCACCCCCUGUGCUGCCGCAGUUCGUGCCAUAUCCGCCUCAAAAUCCAUCCGUUCGGGGAUUGCAGGUUUGGGAUCUGGUUUGGCAGGAGGUUAUGGCUCGCUAGGAGGUCCGGUGGGAGGCUUGGGAAUUCCCCCUGCGUAUGGUUCGGCAGGAGGUCCGGGGUUGUAUGAUGCUGGGCUGAGGAUGGGAGGGAGCGGGUUAGGCUCGGGAGCGCUAGGUUCGGGAUACAUGGGUGCAGGCUUGGGGGGGGGUUUGGGGAUGGAUCUGGGCAGUAGCUAUGGGGGAGGAGGUUUGGGGGGAGGGGGAGGGGGAGGGGCAGCAGCAGCAACAGGAGGAUACCUGAGUUGGGGCCUGGGGAUGGGGUACCAGGGUGGUGUGGGAGGGGGAGGCAUUGGGGGGAUUGGAGGGGGGUUAGGUGCGGUACUGGCCAGUUAUCAAGGAGCAGGAGGAGCAGGAGGGGGAGCAGGGGGAGGGGGGAUAGGGGGAAUGGGGAGUGGCGCUGCUGCUGGUGCCUCUCUGACUGGUUUCUCUUCAUCCCCAAUGGGCCAUGCUACCUAUUCUUCUGCUUCCGGUGCUGCUGGUUACGUUGAUGCGUCUGGUUACCACCCUCCGUCUGGUUACCCUACUUCGUCUGGUUACCAGCCUUCGCCUGGUGCUGGUUUUGACGAUCCUUCUAAGCGCAGGAAGGUGCAGGAUCGUCCCUUUGUCAAAACAGAGGCAUCCGAGCCUGAUGGUCACGGCCAGGGCCAGGGGCAGGCUCGGAUUGAGCUUCAGUUGCCGGGGCAAGCGAUAGGGUCGGUGCUGGGGAAGGGUGGGAACACGAUCAAGAACAUUCGGCAGAUGUCUGGUGCUAACAUCAAGAUCCAGCCAUCGGCAGAAGGCACCACGGUCAGGAUCGUCGAGAUUUCCGGCACCCCAACGCAGGUGUCGAGUGCAGAGGCCCUGAUCAAGGCAUGUGCAGCUGCACGAUGA
This is a messenger RNA of Closterium sp. Naga37s-1, 2421 nucleotides long. Lineage: Eukaryota; Viridiplantae; Streptophyta; Zygnematophyceae; Desmidiales; Closteriaceae. The record is from the annotation of a GenBank genome assembly.